AUGGUUAGGAAGGAGUUAAUAUAUUGCAUCUUGAUCUUAGUAAUGAUGGUGAUGACUAUGGUGGUGAGUGUGUCUUCACAGGAUUAUGGAGAUGCCUUGACGAAGAGCAUUUUGUUUUUUGAAGGCCAAAGGUCUGGAAAGUUGCCUUCUUCCCAGAGGGUUAAUUGGAGAAAGGAUUCUGGUGUGAAUGAUGGCAAAGAUAUCAAGGUGGAUUUGACCGGAGGCUACUACGAUGCUGGAGACAACGUAAAAUUCAACUUCCCAAUGGCAUUCACCACAACCCUUCUAGCGUGGAGUGUGAUAGAAUUUGGGCAGUUCAUGGACCCAGACCUUCAAAAUGCGCUGGACGCCGUUCGAUGGGGCACUGACUACUUGCUCAAAGCUACCACCACUCCUGGCACUGUCAUUGCUCUUGUUGGCGAUCCCUUCGGUGACCAUAAUUGCUGGGAAAGGCCUGAAGACAUGGACACUCCUCGGACCACUUAUGAAGUCAACACUAAGUCUCCCGGUUCAGAAGUCUCAGCAGAGAUAGCCGCUGCGCUUGCUGCAGCUUCCAUAGCUUUCAAUGCUUCUGAUUCUCAGUACUCCCAAACACUUGUAACCCGGGCAAUAUCGGUAUUCGACUUUGCAGAUCAGAAUAGGGGUUCCUACAACGAUGCUAUCGGUCGCGUGGUGUGCCCAUAUUAUUAUUGUGAUGGCAGUGGUUACAUGGAUGAAUUGGGUUGGGGAGCAGCAUGGUUAUACAAAGCAACUAACAACGAGUCUUAUUGGAACUAUGUUCAAUACACCAUAAACAAUUUGCCAAAGUAUAUAAAGGUGAUGGAUACUGAUGGAACCCUAAGCUACCGUGAUAACUUUGCAGAAUUUGGAUGGGACACCAAAGUUGCGGGCAUUAACGUCCUUGUCUCCGGGUGGGUACUGCAGGAAAAACUUGAUCCAAGUCCCUUUGUCCUUGAUGCUGACAGAUUUGUUUGUACCAUAUUGCCUGAAUCGCCUACUAAAUCCGUUACAUACUCUCCAGGUGGGCUCCUGUUCAAAAAUGGUCCAAGUAAUAUGCAGCAUGCAACGGCAUUGUCUUUUCUUCUUGUUGUUUAUGCUGGCUACUCAAAACGUAAUGGAAGACAGAUUCAAUGCGGUGAUGUUGUUGUCUCUCCGGAUAGGCUUGUAGAAGUCGCAAAAGGCCAGGUGAAUUACAUUUUAGGAAACAAUCCAUCGGGCAUGUCAUACAUGGUGGGAUAUGGUGACAAAUUUCCGAACAGGAUACAUCACCGAGGCUCAUCCUUACCUUCCAUGGAUGCACACCCAGAUCGCAUUGACUGUAAUGGGGGAACGCCCUACUUCCAGACCCAAGAUCCAAAUCCAAACUUGCUAACGGGGGCUGUUGUUGGAGGACCUGCUCCCGAUGAUUCAUAUGCAGAUUCUCGAGCCGAUGUUUCACAAUCGGAGCCAGCUACAUAUAUAAAUGCUCCUCUCGUUGGUUUAUUGGCAUACUUCAAAGCUAAUUCUUAAAGUGAUUGUCAAUGAGCAGUCACAUGUUCCGUGAUUGGGUUUUUCACCCACAAUCACCCCCUUUUCUAGUUUGUUGUUUUCAGAAUCUUGCUUUUAAGAAAAUGGUAAUCUAAUGUCCACA
Molecule: messenger RNA, 1630 nt
Organism: Vitis riparia (riverbank grape)
Lineage: Eukaryota; Viridiplantae; Streptophyta; Magnoliopsida; Vitales; Vitaceae
Product: endoglucanase 8-like
Exons: 8
Coding region: 1-1509 (502 amino acids)
Biological process (GO): carbohydrate metabolic process
Molecular function (GO): hydrolase activity, hydrolyzing O-glycosyl compounds
Source: RefSeq, a predicted model, not a curated record